ACUAAUGAGCGAGAAUGAAUCAGCGAAGCGCUCGGCUCGCGUUCGUUGCUGGUUGUUGAAUCGAAGUUGAAGGCUCAGGUGCCAAAAGCAGCAAUUUUACCUCUCCUAGUUUAAGUGCUUUUUCCGUCCAAAAAAUCGAACUAAAAUUGUUAAAUUAAUGUGCAUCUCGUAACUGCCAUGAGUCUCCAGCUAAUUGUAAUAUUUCUGGUGGCUUUCAGUAAAGCCACCGUUCACGGCCAGAAGAGCUGCGACAUUCCCAAAGUCCUCCAGGGCACCUGGUUCAGCUGGGAGGUAGGCGAACCGACAACGACCACAAUCGACGAGUGGAGCUACGAACGGUUGGGCCCCAAGCAGGGCCGCAUACGGAGUGAGUGCGUCGCCAGUACCCGGAACGGGUCCGAUCACACCCUGAUCUUCAAGGGCAGCGAGUGCUACACUUGCGUUAAGGCGUUUCCGCGUACGUUGAACGUGUUUGAGAAGUUUGAGACACCCUGCGUGACGUUAGAGCGCAGUGAAAAACCUACGAUAGACCGGAUUUGCAGGGGACUGAGACAGGAUCAACAGCUGAUUACACUGUUCAAUAAAAAUUUUGUUCCUAUAAGUUGUCGAUCAUCGUUGGAAGGAGUCUGGCAUUUUGCUUAUCAGAAUCGAUUCCGCUUUACUGGAGAAUGUGACAACCCAGACGCCAAAAUCCAGUCAUGUCAAACGCCCGGAACGCAGUUCUUGAUUCAGAACCAGAAAUUCAACAUCACUUAUCGGCAGUGCCAGGGCAUGGCCGGCACCUUCAACGGGGUGGUCGAGUUCAGUUGUCUUGGCGAUUGGUUUAUCGGAAAGAACCACUACUUUGCCGUAGUCAAUACCAAGGAAUCUCGAGAGGAUGAGAAGUAUCGCUGCUUCCUGAAGAACCGUGACGACGAUCUGUACAUCGGUGCAUCGAUUACGGCCGAAUGCAAUACACUGAAAACGGUGGAAAAAUCUCCGGAACGUUACCGAGUCACACCGGUUAAGUCUGAGGUGGUGGAGCCGGGCUGCAGAUUCCCGCAAAAUUUCACCGGCGAGUGGAUCAACACGGCCAACAUUGAUGCAGAAGUCGUCAUAAAUGAAACUCAUAUCAUUGAGACGUACUAUCCGGAUCGGGCUCGUUACAGACGGACGAUCUAUGUGUGUCGAGAGCAACGUGACACCCGAAUUAUGAUGGCUCGGUUGACGGUAGACGGUUGCCAGAAGGAUUACAUCUGCUUCGAUUUUGUUCCUCGGCAUCACAACGUGAUUCGCUACCGUAAAGGAAUUGCAGUUAUCAAAAACGCUUUCAGCACCGUUUGCUCGUGGGUGCAGUUUCCCAACAAGGAACAGUGGCGUUACGAUUUGUUCCUUUCAGCGAAACCGGUCCCAGUACGAUGCCCUGUCGCAGGUAAAUUCAACUUCACCCAACAAGGCGAAUCCCCCUUCAAGACUCGUAUUCUCGGUGGUGUCACGCUAAGUCCUCGUCCGGAUAUUCGAUGCAAGCAAAACAUUUCAGACUUCUCCGUCUGCGAUACAGAUCAAAAGGAAAUGGCUAUCGAUGCCAAUUACUGCCUCUCGGUAGAUCACCUUGGACGUCCGGUUGAUAUCUACAGUGAUCCAGAUUACCGGAUGAAGUGCAUUGGCUACUGGCAGGAGAAUCUCAAAUCCUACUUGAUCACAUAUGACGACCUGGAUCCCUUAUCCAAGUAUCGCUGCUGGGUUUACCAGCGUGCCGAUUUGAAUCGAAUCCUGAUGUCGCAAGCGGUUGGUGCGUUUUGUAAUGUGAAGCAGGACGUUACCUCGUGGAACUAUACCGAAGGGGCGGUAGUUUCCGUAGACAUGACCGAAUACGAGCGAGAACGGGAUCAAUGUCCGAUGCACUUUGACGACGGAUCGAACCCGUGGGAAGCGACGGAAAACUACAUCAAGGUGUUUCCUUGGUUGAUAUACAGAAGUGCCACCAGUGCAAUCGAUGGAACGGUAAAUGCGUUUCUAGUGACAAUGGCCGCUUUGUUACUAAAGCUUCUCUUCUAGAACUAGCCGUCGACAUUUUAGGAAAGGAAGAAUUCUCAGAAACUAUUUUAAUACGAUUUAUUUGCGGAAGCAGGUAAGUAAAGAUGUCUCAUUGCUAUUUCAUAAAGUAACAUUAGAUUUAAAGUAACAUGUCCGUCCACAAUGAUCAUAAACAUCACGAUUAUGAUCAACCACUGAGUGCCUUAAAUAAUGUACGACACAUUCAAGUUGAUUUGGGUCGGAAAAUAGUUGAGGUAAAUUGUGAGCAUUUAAAAGACAUUAUUUUUCAAAAUUGUUUUGAAAUGUAGUACAUUAUUCUGUUGUAAUAUAUCUCUACUAGAUGUUUAAAAUGAUGAAUAAAUUUUACAAAUUUCAAAAUA
This is a messenger RNA of Armigeres subalbatus, 2396 nucleotides long. RefSeq lists its product as uncharacterized. The record is from RefSeq and is a predicted model, not a curated record. Gene Ontology annotation, biological process: wound healing. The transcript has 4 exons. Lineage: Eukaryota; Metazoa; Arthropoda; Insecta; Diptera; Culicidae. The coding region runs from base 178 to 2037 and encodes 619 amino acids.